AUGCAAGCUGGCGUGUUACUCUUUUCAGCUAACUUUGAUUCAGGAAAUUUAGGGCAAGUGGAAAGCGUUCAGGAAAGCAUUGAAUUUACUGGGCCUCAAUCUGGUAAAACUCAAACACCCAGUUGGGCUGAUCGGGUGGUAGCAAUAAACGGAGCCGACAAAAGACCUCUGCUUUGCAGUAAACCUGAUUAUCACGUUAAAUGUUGGACCUAUCUCGAUGCACAUGGCACGCCCUUUGAAAAUGGAAAUAAGUCAUGGUUUCAUUUCUCAGUUCGGAACUACGCACCUGGAUCACUCAUACGAAUAUCUAUUAUGAAUGUCAACCAUCAAUCUAAGGUGUUCAAUCAAGGUUACACUCCUGUUUUUAAUGUCAUGAACUCAGCCACCGAUAACCCAUGUUGGAUGAGAAUAACAGAAGAGCCAGUCUUCGAAGCCAUAGAUGGACAGUUUGCGGUGACUUUUGCUCAUCGUUUUACGCAGCAAUCGGGAAGUGUCACUUAUUUUGCCUUCAGCUACCCAUGGACCUAUCUUGACACCCAGCUACAAUUAAGACGCCUCGAAGACAUAUUCAGUUCUGCCUCUCCAAAUUUAAAAAACAUUCAAGUGACACAAGAUCCGACUAAGGACACCCCAUCUAUCUACCUUCAUCGCGAACUCCUUUGCUACAGCCUCUGUGGUCGGAGGAUAGAUCUUCUAACCAUUUCUGAUAAUACGAAUAAACUUCCCGAUCUAGAAGACCGGUUUGAUCCCCUUCUCUUUCCUGAGAAAUCUACCCCCCGCCCGCACAAAUUUUCUAAAAAGAAGGUUUUCCUGAUCACCGCCCGCGUACACCCAGGAGAAACACCAGGAAGUCACAUGUUCAACGGAGUGCUCGAAUUCCUUCUGCGCGAGAAGGACGAGCGUGCGAUCCAGCUGCGUCGAAUCUACGUCUUUAAAUUGAUUCCCAUGCUUAAUCCCGACGGCGUGGCAAUGGGUCAUCACAGGACUGACUCUCGUGGCGCAAACCUUAAUCGUUUCUACCUUCAACCCAAUUUCCUUCUUUACCCUUCGGUCUAUGCUGUGAAGGCACUGGCUACCUACCACCACCUUUGCUACGCCAGUGUCGCUCGCUAUCCUGGUCGUCUGCCCUCUUGGCAAUUCGAGCGCUUUGUAGACCUCGCAGCUCGCUAUCGCUCCUUUGUCGAUUCCGUCGAUGUUGCUCCUUACACCGGUAAUCUCGUCCGUCCACCUUUUGUACUAAAGAGAAAGGGGUCUCUGAAUACUCCUAUGGAUACUGAAAUCUCCCAGCAGAAUGAGGAAGUCGAAGACGCUGAAACAUCCUCGAUUCUGAUGAUGGCCGCCAAAGAGUGCGUCAGAAAGGUGGAAGAUCGGAAAGAGUCUUCUCCAGACACGUGGUGUGCAAGUGACAGUUCUAAGCGUUGUCAACCUAUGCUUCACGUCCAGGCUAUUAUUCGACGAGGGAAGGGUUCACCCGAGUCAAGUGACAAAAGGAGGUGUGACGUCAUUAAAGAGGUGUCAAGAAGUGUACAGGAGUAUCACCAAGUCUCUAAUCAACUGUCAAAAGAUUCCCAAUCAGGAAUGGAGAAUCGUCAUUCCGCUGACGUAGGUUGUCUUCCACGACCUGUGCAACUGGCUGAAUGCCAUAGGGAGUCGCAUUCUUCGUCCAACCCUCAGAAGGAGAAGUCGUCAAAUCCUACCAACAGCACUGAUUACGAAAAUGAGGUUGACAACCGAAUACGCAAGCUUGACCGAGCGUACAUAAACAUGGUGGCGCGGAACUUGCAGCGGGAUGGGCAGGAUGCGGAGGUGAAGGAGGCCUUCCUGGAAUACUGCACUGGCGCGCAUCUCACCCAUCCAAGCCUUCUCAGCAUCGGGCCAGAGGAAAGUGGUGUUAAGUGCUACAUCGAUCUCCAUGGACAUUGCACCAAACGCGGCUGCUUCUGCUACGGCAACCAUCUUAAGGACACCCGACAAAUGGCCGACAUCGUGUUGUACGCACGUCUGGUGGCGGCCAAUUCAGCUUUCUUUGACUUCAGUGCAUGCAACUUCUCCCUACGAAAUAUGUACUUACGCGACAAGGUGAAUGAUACCACCAAGGAGGGCUCGGGUCGAGUAGGUAUCUGGAAGCACACCGGUAUCACGCACUGCUACACCGUUGAGGCUAACUACACCGCUAGUCGUGUUCUGAACAUCCUUUCUGCCACCGUAUCAGAUGGUCGCUGCGCCACACCGCCGGGUACCUUGUGGGGCCCUAUGCGAGGAAACACGGUGGUCCCGAAACCUCCCCCAGAUGGCGUUGCCACUGCCUCCUCCUUCUUCAUCUACCCAGCCGCCACCAUCACAACCACUGACGCUUUCAGCGGCUACGCGACGCGUUUGGCUAAGCUCACAGAACAUGGUAGUUACGUGAUAUCGCACGAAGAGCGCUACACCCCUGCACACUUCCAAGAGAUGGGCCGAGGCCUGUUAAUAGCUGCACUGGAUAUGUGGAGUGUAAACCCGUGGUCGCGGCUAGCUACCAGUGCCUGUGCUGAUAUGAUUCGGUUCCGACCAGGCACUUACUGCAACCUGAAGUCAUUGCUUAACAACACUUCUCGGUUCGGUAAACUGGGGCCCGUGCGUAGCGGUGGUCAUGUUCCAGCUAGGCUAAGGCAAGCGGAACUAGCUAACAUGAAGGUUCUGCGCAACUGGGCAAAAAAUUUUGUGGGCAGCACCACGACCAAUGAGAGUCCUGAGACGUUAAAGCUGAGGGAGACAAACCUGUCGUCACCUUGUACGCACCUCGUUUCCCAGGUCUCAGCUCACGUCCCAAUCACCGCUGCAAGCACUACUGCAAUCGCCCGACGUCGACGCGAGAAUCAAGCCUACCGCCAGCGCCUCCCUGCAUGUGCUUCUGCAGAAGUCUCUGUUUCUGGAGUUGUGGAGAAUCAAUCAACGGUAACAGCAGUGGCAAUGUCGAAAAAUGAGCUUUGGAAUGUGACUUCGUCCGAGUUAACUGGUUCAUAUGUGCCCAUGGAGAGGCGUGUUUGCCCCAUUGGUGAGGGCAAUGCAAAUAGACCGCUGGCGUCCCUUGAAAAGCAUGAAAGAACAAAACAACCUCCUCCUCCUUCGUCCAUGUCACCACCUCAACCAGCAGAUCGAUGUGCAGCAAUGAUCAAAAGCAUCAGAAAACAGCAGGUUCCCAUUCCUCAUUCAAAGCAAAAAACCAAGUCAAUUGAAUUAGUCUUCUCUGUCAAGAGCAAAAUCAGCUCAACCGGCACCACCUGCUCGAUUCCCGUUGCUCGUCUGCGGAAUGGAAAACGUGCGACUAAACGGGAUCCAGUUGCAAGAAUGGGAAGAGCGCUCUCUCGAAGUAACUCCAACGAACACAAACCACGGCCUAUGAAGCAUAUUCGCAAGCGGGUGUCUCUCCCAUCUCCCAAUCACCUGAUGUCAAGGAUGACUCGCUCCAUCUCCAGCACUGCUGCACCGCGACAGCCACCAAAUGGCGUUGCUCUGUCGUCUGUCGAUGCGCUUGAGGAACCCACGUUCGUUUCACCGCGACUGAGGUUACGCCAUGCAAAGAGAGCGCGACGAACAAAAGUUCACGGGAAGGAGGUGCUGCCGCAGUUGGUCGACUUUGUCUCUCCCGCAGUACACCUAAAGGAGGUUCUUGCUGCCAGUGGGAAAUAG
Molecule: messenger RNA, 3672 nt
Organism: Hydatigera taeniaeformis
Lineage: Eukaryota; Metazoa; Platyhelminthes; Cestoda; Cyclophyllidea; Taeniidae
Source: the annotation of a GenBank genome assembly